Molecule: messenger RNA, 645 nt
Organism: Amphibalanus amphitrite
Lineage: Eukaryota; Metazoa; Arthropoda; Thecostraca; Balanomorpha; Balanidae
Product: putative per-hexamer repeat protein 5
Exons: 3
Coding region: 1-645 (214 amino acids)
Source: RefSeq, a predicted model, not a curated record
AUGUCCCGCUCCUCCCAGUGGCGGGCCAAGAAGCGCGAGGAGAUGGACGCCAAGGGCUUCGUUCGGCCGGCGCGCGCCUUCUCAUCCACCCAUGGCACGGGCGCUGGCACCGAUCGCGCCACGGGUGGUGGCCCCAACUCCGGCUUCGGUCCUAGCCCCGGUCUCGGCUCGGACUCAAGCCCCGGCCCCGGCCCUGGCCCCGACCCCAACUCCGACCCCGGUCUCUGCUCCGGGUCCGGCCCCGGUCUCGGCUCCCGCUCCGGUCCCGGUGUUGGCUCCGGCUCCGGCCCGGGUCCUAGCCUCAACCCCAGCUCCGUGUGUGACAGCUUCGGUGUCGGUGACAGCUUCGGCCCCGGUCCCGGUCUCGGCUCCGGCCCUAGUUCUGACCACGACCGCAACUCCGGCUCCAGCACCGACCCCGGUCCCGGUGUCGGCUACGUCCUCUGCCCCGGUCCUGGCCCCACCAUCGGUCUCGGCUCCGGUUUCGGCUCCGGCCCCGGUUCCGGUGUCGGCUACGUCCUCUGCCUCGGUCCUGGCCCCAGCACCGGUCUCGGCUCCGGCUCCGGCUCCGGCUCCGGACCAGGCCCCGGCUCGGCCUCCGACUCUGACUGCAGCGCCACCGCGCAGGCGACUUCUGUCUUUUAG